AUGUCUCAAUUCGCAAUCGAAGAUUUAAACAUGCUAUUCCAUCCCACAGAUCUUCGUACGGACGAACAGAAAGCCAUCGGAACCGCAUGUCGGACCUUCCAAGUUGCCCAUUCGGACCUGCACUCGUCAUCUUUGGCGGAGGUUUACUCUGCGCCUGCCCCAAAAGGACAGAAAGGCAGAGUGUGGUGGCAUUCUAACGAUAACGACAAGAUCGAGCAUGUGACAGUAAGAUACAACCGUCGCAAAGGCGGUGACCGCUGCCAUGUUUAUCGUGACGGGAGCGGGAAUAUGAAUCCACACAAACCCAAGAAGACUGCAUCUCGCGCAACAUCCGGUCAAGAGGAAGAAGUCUAUGACUCGGAUUGCACUGUAGAAUUAUUGGAAGGAGAGGAGCCUAGUGAGGACUAG
Molecule: messenger RNA, 408 nt
Organism: Psilocybe cubensis
Lineage: Eukaryota; Fungi; Basidiomycota; Agaricomycetes; Agaricales; Agrocybaceae
Exons: 2
Coding region: 1-408 (135 amino acids)
Source: RefSeq, a predicted model, not a curated record